AUGCAGUAUCUGCUGCUGCCUGCUACACAAACUAGAACCAAAAUUGAUUCUUGUCCAGAUCCUUCAGAUAUUCUAUUAAGGGCCUUUUUCUUUUCCCCUAUAUUGGCUCUCAGUCUAAAUGGAUCAGUAUUGAAAAUAAACAUGUUUAUGUGCACACCCUUGUCACUAACCCAACCUUUCCUAAGUUUCUACAACUCUUUUGGCUUUUUGAAUGAAAUAGAUGGAUGCCUCUUCGGCUCUUCAUAA
This is a messenger RNA of Macrosiphum euphorbiae (potato aphid), 246 nucleotides long. The record is from the annotation of a GenBank genome assembly. Lineage: Eukaryota; Metazoa; Arthropoda; Insecta; Hemiptera; Aphididae.